Nicotiana tabacum (common tobacco) is the source of this 985-nucleotide messenger RNA. Lineage: Eukaryota; Viridiplantae; Streptophyta; Magnoliopsida; Solanales; Solanaceae. The record is from RefSeq and is a predicted model, not a curated record.
GAGAAGUAUAUAUCCCCUCUAUGUGGAGCAUUCUUGAAGAAGAAGAAAAUUUCUGUGAACACCCACUGUUUAUGUAAAGAAAAACAAAACAGGGGGCAGAGAUUCCAGAAUUUCUCCUAAAUUCACACUUCCCUUCACCUCUCACACAUGCAUUAAACCCUAAUUCACAAAAUCCUCAUCAGUGACAUGGACGCCGCCCAAAAUCCUUUAUGCGCACAAGAAACACUCGAUCUUCUAAAUUGCACCACUGAGAAGCCUUACGAUAAGGAGAAAUGCCAACGUCUGCUCGAAUCCUUGCGCCAAUGCGUCCUUAACAAGCCCCCAAGAGUCAAGACGCAAGACUCACCACCAGUUCUCCGCCAGACAUCAGUAGAUACUGCACAGAAGUGGGAGCGUGCUUUUGUUAAGAAACAACAAAAGUUGGCAGUUUACACGUUCUGGCAGUUUGAUUUCUUUGUUUUAUAUAUUGCAAAUUUUUUUAGUUUUAUGUUAUCGGGUAAACCGAUAACCGAACCGAUAACGAUAUAUAAUCGAUUAACCGAUAACCAAUAUCUUAUCGGUUUGGUUAUCGGGUUAUGAUAUUUGUAAACCGAUAACCGAUAGACAAAACCGAUAAUGUUCAAAACCGAACCGAACCGACCGAUGCCCGCCCCUAUUGCUAGAUACAACAACACUCCUCAAUACCAAGCAAGUUAAGGUCAGCUAUAUGAAUUCUCGGUUACCAUGUCACUCUCACUCUGUUUAAGCUCAUCAAAUAUCUUGCUAGAUGUAAUUGCCAAAAGCUCAUUAUGGAGCAUGUUCCUGUUGUUAGUUUAUUUUCUGUAUGCCGCAAUCGGCUUCUUUAGUAAAGGCUAAUUCCUGAAAGGAAAAUUACUCUUGUGUUGCAAAGAAAAAUAUAUUAAUGAACAUUUGGUUUUUAGAUGUUCUUGAAUGAGGCUUUCUGUUAUGCAUCUAAGCAGAAAAUAUGUAUAAGAAACUUGUAUCA